GGUAUUGUUACUAUAUACUAAUCUAUGGAGUAUGGUUACUACUUUUUGUAAUAUUAAAACAACAGACUCUAGUUGGUCGAUUUAAUUGUUAAAACGAAUUUUGUGAGUUUUAUAUUUAAAAGUUUUAUUUAGAAAAAAUGACACCUAAUCCUCCUGAGCUAAUGGAGGUGGACCAGAGCAGUUGUCCUCGAGGUGAUGGCUUUAAGUCGUAUUACACUACAAAAAUUGAAGAGCUUUUGCUGAUCGUAGCAGAAAAAAGUAUGAACCUCAGACGUUUACAAGCUCAAAGAAAUGAACUCAAUGCUAAAGUGAGGCUAUUGAGGGAAGAAUUACAACUGCUACAAGAACAAGGUUCUUAUGUUGGUGAAGUAGUUAAGCCAAUGGAUAAGAAAAAAGUACUUGUAAAAGUUCAUCCAGAAGGGAAAUUUGUUGUAGACAUUGACAAAAACAUAGAUAUUAAUGACGUGACACCCAACUGCCGUGUUGCAUUGCGCAAUGAAAGUUAUACUUUACAUAAAAUUCUACCAAACAAGGUUGAUCCUUUGGUUUCUCUUAUGAUGGUUGAAAAAGUACCAGAUUCCACUUAUGAAAUGGUCGGGGGCUUAGACACUCAGAUCAAAGAAAUCAAAGAAGUUAUUGAGUUGCCUGUAAAACACCCAGAGCUAUUUGAUGCUUUAGGUAUAGCUCAACCAAAGGGUGUACUUUUAUAUGGACCACCUGGGACAGGUAAAACUUUAUUAGCCAGAGCUGUUGCUCACCAUACCGAAUGUACUUUUAUUAGAGUAUCCGGCUCAGAACUUGUACAAAAGUUUAUAGGAGAAGGUUCUAGAAUGGUACGAGAGCUAUUCGUCAUGGCAAGAGAACAUGCACCUAGCAUAAUAUUUAUGGAUGAAAUUGAUUCUAUUGGUUCAUCGAGGAUUGAAUCCGGUAGCGGAGGAGAUUCUGAAGUACAAAGAACUAUGUUAGAACUUCUCAACCAACUUGAUGGUUUUGAAGCAACAAAAAAUAUUAAAGUGAUUAUGGCAACUAAUCGUAUUGACAUUUUGGAUACAGCUCUACUGCGACCUGGACGUAUUGACCGCAAGAUUGAGUUCCCACCUCCAAACGAGGAAGCUCGAUGGGAUAUUUUGCGUAUUCAUUCUAGAAAGAUGAAUUUAACUAGAGGAAUAAACUUGAAAAAAAUUGCUGAACUAAUGCCUGGGGCUUCUGGAGCAGAAGUUAAGGGUGUGUGUACCGAAGCGGGAAUGUAUGCACUACGUGAAAGACGUGUGCACGUUACUCAGGAUGAUUUUGAAAUGGCUGUAGCUAAAGUUAUGCAGAAAGACUCUGAAAAGAACAUGUCUAUUAAGAAACUUUGGAAAUAAAUUGCAAAUAUCUAUUAUAUAUAUAUUUUUUCUUUUAAGAAUAAUUUCAAUUUAAUUAUUUGCGUAUAAAUAAAAAUCAUACUAAUACUA
Molecule: messenger RNA, 1454 nt
Organism: Adelges cooleyi (spruce gall adelgid)
Lineage: Eukaryota; Metazoa; Arthropoda; Insecta; Hemiptera; Adelgidae
Gene: Rpt6
Product: 26S proteasome regulatory subunit 8
Exons: 8
Coding region: 138-1364 (408 amino acids)
Biological process (GO): proteasome-mediated ubiquitin-dependent protein catabolic process
Cellular component (GO): proteasome regulatory particle, base subcomplex
Molecular function (GO): proteasome-activating activity; ATP hydrolysis activity; ATP binding
Source: RefSeq, a predicted model, not a curated record